Messenger RNA from Zymoseptoria tritici IPO323, 585 nucleotides. RefSeq lists its product as uncharacterized. Bases 1 to 585 code for a protein of 194 amino acids. The record is from RefSeq and is a predicted model, not a curated record. The transcript is spliced from 2 exons. NCBI's taxonomy places the organism in Eukaryota, Fungi, Ascomycota, Dothideomycetes, Mycosphaerellales, Mycosphaerellaceae.
AUGGACGUGGGCGGCGGAGAGGUUGGCAAAGGCAGUGGAAAUGUCGUCGGCGGAAUCCACGACCAUUCUCCAAACACCGACAAAAGGCGGCCCACGAGCAGGAGAAAGGCGUCGGGCCCGGCGGCUGCUAAGGAAUCAGAAGCGCAAGAUCUGGAAUUUGACGGCUCAGAGGAUGGCAGAGGCUGUGGAUACGUCGGCGGCGGGAAUGCUCUCCAAUUCAAGAAACCCUUGAACUGGCGCACUGGCAAAGCGAUCGCGGUCGCCGAAUCGCUACGAAGGCUUAAGAAUCUCUUCAAAGAAUUGAGAAGAUUGCAGCAGGAGGACGUGGACAAGGAUUCAGUCAAGACGAAGCAAGGCAAAGGAUCUCGCUCCGGAUCUGUGGGUAAUGCUGGCACGGUUGGAUACGGAAUAAGCAUCCUGUAUGCUGCAGACAUGCUCGACGUUCUUCACGAUCUCCGUCUUGCUGGUUGGUAUCUGGAAACGUUCGGACUUCUCGAUUUCUCCUCUGCAGACGUUGCGCUCAUCAUCGAAAAGCAAGUACUCCGCCGUUGCAAUCUCGGUAGUGAACAAUGUCACCUCUCCUAG